CCCAAAAAGAAAGUGAUCACUGCAGAAACCUAGUUUUACUCUAGUAUUCUUGCAGAGUGAUCAGGUGAGCAACAAAGGCUGAUUUCCAGGUUUUCUAAGCAAAGUAAUUGACAUGGCGGCCGAUUGUAAUUCUCCUAACGAACAUAAGUCGCCUCAUCCGUCUUCCGCAAUUCCAUGGGCUCAGGUCGUGCGUGGAGGCGAUUCUGAAGCAAAGGCUUCCUCUACCCCUCGUUCGCCGGCGAAUCCAUCGGAAAACAAUAAUGCUUCUCUGAAUAAAGAGAAUAAAUCUGAGAACGAAGCUGCAACUCAUUCCGUUAUAGGCGGGGAAGUCUCUUGGCCUGCCCUCUCCGAAUGUACUCGCUCCAAUUCGCCCAAAAUCGCCGCCUCUCUUCCCCAGGUUUCGCAGGGACCUGUUAUUCAACAAUCAUCUGACAAGCAAUCAUCUCAGAAACAACAUAAUAACAAUUCACACUCGAAUUCUAAUUCAAAGCAUACAAUGGCUGGUCGGCAACGUUCAAUGAAACACCGGAGUGGUGUACCAGGACAGGGUGGGUUUAGUGGGCAGCCACCGCCACCUCACUCACCUCCGCCAUUCCCCAUCUUUGAGAUGCCUUAUGGGAAUUUUAUACCAGCUGUUAUGGACCCUUCAAUGGUAGGUCCAAGGCCAGUAGUUGGAGGAGUUGUGCAUUUACAGGCUAAUCACUCUUCUCCGAAUAAUUUUCCUAGAAGAAGUUCUGGUGCCCAUCCCCAUGGAGAUUGGACUUACAACCAGGGAAACAGGCACAAUCAUGGUCGAAGAGAUGGCCAUCCACCAUAUCAGUUUGCACCUCGGCAUGGAGGGUUCAUACCACCCCCUAGUUCUCCGCCAUUUUUACCCCCACCUAUCCAAUCCUUGGGCUGUCCAAUUGGUUUUGAUGUGGCAACCCCUUUUAUGUCGUCGUACGUCCCAACGUUGCCCCGGCCACCACCACCAUCAAUGAUAUAUCCUAUAGAUACUAAUUUGUCUACUUCGCUACUCAAACAGAUAGAUUAUUACUUCAGUGAUGCUAAUUUGGAUAAUGAUCAUUAUCUAAGAUCAAAAAUGGAUUCAGAGGGUUGGGUUCCCAUUAAUUUGAUUGCCAACUUCCAUCGAGUUACAAAGUUGACAAAUAAUAUUCUGUUUAUUUUGGAUUGUUUGAAGGCUUCAAAGGUGGUUGAAGUACAGGGUGAGAGAAUAAGAAGGCGUAAUAACUGGAAAAAAUGGAUAUACACUAGUCAAUCUACGACUAAAUCUGAGAUUUGAGUAGACCAAAAGUGUGCCGCGGAUAGAUGGAUGAACUGUGGUUUCUGGAUUGGAAGAUCAAGUUACCAAGUUUUUUUUUUUUAGUUACUAAUGUUAUAUAUAUAUUUUGUCUUAAUUGGAGGGUUUUUAGUCUUAGAUAGAAAAGAAAAUAAUUGUAGUAUGAGUAAUUUAUUUUGAAGACAGAUACUUGUGUUAAUAGUAUUAUUUUUUUAUUAAGUUAUAUAUAGUUUUUUACUUAGAAAUUGAUAUUA
Messenger RNA from Ipomoea nil (Japanese morning glory), 1533 nucleotides. RefSeq names its product la-related protein 1C-like. Gene Ontology annotation, molecular function: RNA binding. The record is from RefSeq and is a predicted model, not a curated record. NCBI's taxonomy places the organism in Eukaryota, Viridiplantae, Streptophyta, Magnoliopsida, Solanales, Convolvulaceae. Bases 113 to 1282 code for a protein of 389 amino acids. The transcript is spliced from 6 exons.